Molecule: messenger RNA, 1655 nt
Organism: Impatiens glandulifera
Lineage: Eukaryota; Viridiplantae; Streptophyta; Magnoliopsida; Ericales; Balsaminaceae
Product: xyloglucan galactosyltransferase XLT2
Exons: 1
Coding region: 121-1527 (468 amino acids)
Biological process (GO): xyloglucan biosynthetic process
Molecular function (GO): galactosyltransferase activity
Source: RefSeq, a predicted model, not a curated record
UCUUUACAAAGUAUCCAAAUUUCCUCAAAUUUUGCCGCAAUCGAUAAACGCCCAAUUCCCUCUUCCCGAACUUCCUGCGAUCUCAAUAUCGCCGGAAAAACAAACCCACUAAACCGUCCGAUGAUUCCCCUGAAAAAACACAUCAUCAACUCACCCAAAUCUCCUCUUUCUCUAAAUCGCUAUCGCUAUUGCCGUCACGCAUGGCUCUUUAUCUUCUUUAUCGGCUUUCAAAUCUUCCUCCUUUUCUCCUCCCGUUCCAUCCAGUACCUUUUUCCGACUCCACAAACUCCGAUCCCGUCCUCCGUCUCCGGCGAGAAUGAAUGCCCCUUAGGCAGAGUCUAUGUCUACGAUCUCCCACCUCACUUCAACACUCAAUUACUUCGAAACUGUAAUGAAAUUAACCCCUGGGUUUCUCCAUGUAAUAAUUUGUACUCAAACAACGGUUUCGGACGACGGGUUAUCACCGGACUAGCUACAAUUAUGCCGGAAAGUCUCGCCGGCGCUUGGUAUUGGACUGACCAGUUUGCGUUGGAGGUUAUAUACCAUAAUCGGAUCAUGAACUAUCCUUGCCGAGUCCUUGAGCCAGAAUCCGCUACGGCGUUCUACAUACCACUGUACGCUGGACUCGCGGUUGGAAGGUAUUUAUGGAACAAUUACAGUGCCGAUGAUCGCGAUCGUGAUUGCGUUAUGAUGUUAAGAUGGAUACAGAAUCAAACAUAUUUCAAGAGAUCGGACGGCUGGGAUCAUUUCAUAACGAUGGGUCGUAUAUCAUGGGAUUUUCGGAGAUCAAAAGAUGAGGAUUGGGGUUCAAGCUGUAUAUACAUGCCGGGUAUGAGGAACAUCACACGGCUAUUGAUAGAGAGAAAUCCGUGGGACUAUUUCGACGUCGGUGUACCUUAUCCCACUGGAUUUCACCCCACUACCGAAUCCGACUUGCAGUCGUGGCAGGAUUUCGUGAUGACACGUAAGAGAACCACACUCUUCUGCUUCGCAGGCGCUACACGUGGCUUCAUCAAGAACGACUUUAGAACCGCACUACUGAGUCAAUGUUACAACUCGAACGGUUCGUGCCGAGUCGUGGAUUGCGGCGGUUCGAAAUGUUCUAACGGAACAUCGGCCAUUCUCGAAACGUUUCUUGACUCGGAUUUCUGUCUCCAGCCGAGAGGCGACAGUUUCACCCGCCGGUCCAUCUUUGACUGCAUGAUCGCCGGUUCAAUUCCGGUUUUCUUUUGGAAGAGGACGGCGUAUUAUCAGUACCAAUGGUUCUUGCCGGAUGAACCGGAAAGUUUUUCCGUUUUUAUAGACCGGAACGCCGUUAAAAACGGAACUUCCAUUAAAAUGGAACUUGAGAAAAUACCCAGAGAAGUUGUGAAGAGAAUGAGGGAGAAAGUAAUCGAAUACAUACCCAAAUUUGUGUAUGCAAAUCCCAACGAAGGGAAGGAAACCAUAACAGACGCCUUCACCGUCGCCAUUGAUGGGGUGCUGAACAGAAUCAAGGAUCAAGAAGAAGCAGGAUAUAAAUGGUAAUGCAAAUAUGGGAAACUUGUAUCUAUUUUUAUUUUUUUUUGGUAAUGAGUAACUUUUUUAUGUGUUUAUUUAUAUACUCUAAGAUAUUAAAUAAUGUUCAUAAAUAAAUAUAAUUUUCCAUUAGAUUA